Messenger RNA from Capsella rubella, 372 nucleotides. RefSeq lists its product as uncharacterized. NCBI's taxonomy places the organism in Eukaryota, Viridiplantae, Streptophyta, Magnoliopsida, Brassicales, Brassicaceae. The transcript has a single exon. The record is from RefSeq and is a predicted model, not a curated record. Bases 1 to 372 code for a protein of 123 amino acids.
AUGGCCAUCAACACAAUUACUAUUACCAAAUCCAUGGCUGGAGCCUUCUUCACAAUCAUCGCGAUGGCUACACUGGCAUCAGCAGCCACCGGUUUGGUUCAGCCUCCAAUAUCAGACGAGUACUUGGUUAACCAAUGUAUGGCUAAAGUAUCUUCAAGGUGUGCGAUGUACGUCACGGCCGAAAUGUAUAACCAUGGUCCGUCGUUGAAACAAAACGGAUGUUGUCUAGAGGUUUAUCACAUGGGGCGUAUUUGUCUUCACAUCGUGACAAAGCAUGUAAUGGAAACACUUGUGCCCGAUCUUGAAGGUGUUAAGAAACAAGACUCUCUCGAGAAAAGUACACAACUAUGGUAUUUUUGUGUUCCGGUUUAA